CGACAAAAAAACAGCAACCUAUAGGGGCAAUUCCCCACCUGGGAAAGAGAAAACAGAGAUUUCCGAGGGCAGGGUAAAGGCAGCACGGUCUCUGGAGCGCUGCUGUUGCGGAUGUUGCUGGUGCUGAACUGAAUCAAAAGUCGAGCAGUUGUUUCCGAAGUUUGACUCAGCUUUGAAGAUGACGGGCCCUGUGAAGCACAGACAUGAGAGUGCCACAGCAUUGGAGCUCGCUGCAAUUGGCCUGGCACUUAUAACCAUUCUCAGUGUGUGGAAGUUAAAGCAGUUCAAAUAUAAGCUUCUGAAUGAAACUGGAGGUGCAAUGUUUUAUGGUAUGCUCAUGGGGUUAAUAGUGAGACAAGGAGAACAUGUGGACGACGUGGAGACGAUGUGCAGUUGCGGUGGUCUUAAUAGCACUCCUCUCAUCUUGACGGUCAACCUCACAUCCCAAUUUCACAGUUACAGACACAUUAGAAAAGUCAGCCAACGAUACCCGCUGGUUUUGAUCCAUCAUACGGAGACCUUUGAUGCCGAGGUCCUUUUCAAUCUGUUCCUGCCACCCAUCAUCUUCCAUGGAGCUUACACCCUUAAUCAGAAACGAUUCAUUGAGAAUCUCGGAUCCAUUCUGACUUUUGCUUUUUUGGGUACCAUAAUCAGCUGUAUGACCAUUGGGGCCUGCGUCUAUGGCUUCACCAGACUGAUGGUGCUGUUGGGCCGAGCAGCAGAUGGAGAUUUCUUCCUCACUGAUUGCCUGAUGUUUGGUGCCAUUAUAUCAGCCACUGACCCAGUUUCAGUCCUUGGCCUCUUGUCAGACCUCCGUGUGGAUGUGGACCUGCACACCCUGCUGUUUGGCGAGAGUGUCCUGAAUGAUGCCGUGGCCAUCGUUCUGACACAUGCCAUCACCACCUAUAACCAGAUGGGUGCUGGACACAGCUUUGACCCCCUUGCAUUCUUCCUCUCCGUCGGUCAUUUUCUUGGAGUGCUUGUCGGCUCCUUCCUCCUGGGUUUCAUAGUCACAGUCAUAACAGCCCUCCUCACCAAAUUCACUCGGCUGUGUGAGAAUCCACUGCUGGAAACAUCAGUCUUCUUCUUGCUGUCUUGGAGCAGCUUCCUCUUAGCUGAGGCUGUUGGACUUUCAGGUAUUGUGACGGUGCUGUUUUGUGGCUUAAGCCAGGCAAGGUACACAAUUCACAAUUUAUCCUCUGUGGGCAGGACCAGGACCAAGCAGCUCUUUGAAGUCUUCACCUUCCUUGGGGAGAUUUUCAUCUUCAGCUACAUGGGAUAUGUAUUGUUGUCGUUUCCUCACCAUGUCUUCAAAGCCUUCUUCAUUUUUGGCGCAUUUCUCUCUAUCUUUAUAUCAAGAGCCUGCAACAUCUAUCCUUUGUCAUUCCUCCUGAACCUGGGACGCACAACCAAGAUACCUUGCAACUUCCAGCACUUCAUGAUGUUUGCAGGCUUGAGGGGGGCUGUGGCAUUUAGCCUGGCAGCAAGAGACACAUCCACGGAAGUGAAGCGCACCAUCCUCACAACCACGCUGCUGCUGGUUGGCUUUACCAUCUGGGUGCUGGGUAUGACCGCUGAUCCUACGCUGCGCUGCCUGGACAUCAGAGUGGGGGUGGAUGCAGAUGAAAAUCCAGAGGACCUUUCUUUUGAGGUUACUACAGGGAGGCCAGACACAACACGGGGCCUGUGGCACUGUCUGGACUACAAAUAUCUGAAGCCGCUGCUGACACACUGUGGCCCUCCUUUGACUGACUCACUGCCACAGUGGUGUGGGGUAUUUGCAAGACUCUUCGGCAGAGCCCAAGUCCAGGAGGACGAAGAGCUGCGUGAGAUCGAACCAGAUGACUUCACCUUCAUUAAUUUGGAGAAAACCGAGGACCAGGUUGAAUCUCAAAGAAGCGACUCCGGAUCCGAGCACCAGGAAGACCUGCUGGAGGGAGACCUGGGUCUUGGCACUGCUGCAGCUCUCGCCAUGGAGGCCUGAAGCUCCAGGAGUUACUUCUAACCCCAGCCUUUCAGCCCCCGCUGGCCUGAGGCUAAGACUCCUGCCUCCCACAGUGAAUGGGGUCACUGGCCAGGGCAUCUAAGAGGGGCCCGACCGGGAGUCAAGAGCUGCAAUAGCUCCGGAAAGGUCAUGCACCCCCCUUGUGCUGACAUGCAUGCAAAGACACACUUGCAGAGGGAGAAAUAACAAUAACAAAGGCCAUUGCUCUUUCUGUUACUCUGCUGAUGAUUUUCUUAGCUUGUUUUGCUUUAGUUUCAAGGAAUUUAAUAGCUGACAUUCGUCGCUUAAACUUACAGUUUAUGUGCCUUACACAACAAACAGGAGGCAGAAAUUGACCUAUGUGUGCACAGUGUACUUUUGACACAGCAAGCAAAGUUAUAAUGCAACAGUUCUGGUCACACAUUAAUUGCUAGUAAAGCUGCUUCGUGCUACUUGGUUACAUAAUGUCUUGCUUUCACGCUUAAGGGGGAAUUGCUCAUGAGCAUCCACUGUGAUUGAAAGCUACGGUAUUUCCCUUAAUCAGCUGAAAUGGUAUUUUUUUGCCAACUUUGCUCUGCUCUUCCUCAACUCCUUAUUAAACUUUUAUUGCACUGUUUUCCUCCGCAAUCCUUUUUAACUCAUUCAAAAUGUAUUCCACUGAAUUUAUUAGCCCCUCGUCGCUCUCCCUGUCUUGCUUAUCAUUCUGCAGCAAGCUAAAAUACAUCCAAAUGCUUAAGUAUAUUAACAGCAUUCAGAUAAGAGACUAUGUGCAUGUGCCUUCUGAGCGCAUCUUUAUAAAUCUCAGGGCCCCCUCCCCCCUUGUGUGAAGCAGGGUGUUGUGUGCUGCACAAAUCCAAUCUGUGAAGGUUAAGCUUUGUGGAUAUGCAAACUGUUUCUCUCACAUUAAUAAAGCCAUUGUCCUUGAAGUGAGGGCUUCUUUAUGUUUUGAAUGCAUCGGUGCAUCUAUGGAAUGCUCCUCUGUUUGUGUUCUUAAUUACAAAAACAUACAAUGUAUUCCCCUUUGUUUGCACUGGAGUUUGAAUUCAGUUUUGUUCUGAGCCAAGGAGACCGAAUGAUAGCAACAGCCUUUCACCAGGAAUCCUCCUCCAUCUAAUUCAGAGUACAAUCUUACUAGUUUGUGUGGUUUGCAGAGAUUUGGAGCUACUGUCUGUACAGGUCACCUAAAACGCUCUCCCUGUAUGACAGUUCCUUCAGAUGAACCACAAACCUUAUUUUCAUUAAAAACUACUCAUUGACAUAAGCCCACCAGCUACAACAUCUAUCUCUGUGCAGGAGGAACAAACUGCUCACAACAAAGUAUUACAACUUUUCUGCGUAACCUUGAGGGAAAACUCUUGCCUGCUCAGCUUUCCGAGUGUAACUUUUUGGGCACUUGCAGCAUCACAAAACCAAAUGCAACUGAGCUCUUUUACGGAAGUGAAGCUUUAGCCUCAGCACAUCUAAAACCACAUGUAGUAGGAGGAAAACCAGUGGUCAUGUGGUUGUCAUUAAACCACAGGACCCUUUAACUUUUAUACUCAUAAGUAUCAUGUAUUUAGGCAAUUCACAUGAGUGUAUUCCCCUUGUUGAGCCAUUUCUCGGAAAUAUUUGAGGUUGUGGUGCCAAAAAAUUGAAGUUCUCAAGCGACUGUAGUAAUUACUUCUACCAACUUAAGAAUACAGUAUUUCUGACUAUUACAAAUAACAUAUUUAUGACACAUACGUAAAGGUACCCUGUGGAGGUUUGACCACUACUCACAUUAUAAAGCAAUGUUUCUAGUGUGUGCAUUCGUGCAGAUGUUGGAAUACACAUUUCUGACAAUGGUUCCACACUAUUCCACGGCUGUACAGGUAAAGUACUAAGAAAUAUCAAUGCACCAGCAAAGGCUGGAAGAAGAAGACUGCCAGGAAGUACACCGAUGUGAACCAUGCAGGUUAAGAAAAAUAUGCUUUGCAAUAAUUUCACAACGAAAGAAUGCAUUAAACAUAUUAUAUUAUUUCUUGUUUCUUACUGUUUUUAUUUUUUUGU
Messenger RNA from Morone saxatilis (striped sea-bass), 4012 nucleotides. Its product is annotated as sodium/hydrogen exchanger 9-like. The record is from RefSeq and is a predicted model, not a curated record. Gene Ontology annotation, cellular component: membrane; recycling endosome. NCBI's taxonomy places the organism in Eukaryota, Metazoa, Chordata, Actinopteri, Moronidae. Gene Ontology annotation, biological process: regulation of pH; sodium ion transport; proton transmembrane transport. Gene Ontology annotation, molecular function: sodium:proton antiporter activity. The transcript has 16 exons.